Phragmites australis (common reed) is the source of this 783-nucleotide messenger RNA. Its product is annotated as acyl carrier protein 2, mitochondrial-like. Gene Ontology annotation, cellular component: mitochondrion. The coding region runs from base 150 to 551 and encodes 133 amino acids. The transcript has 2 exons. Gene Ontology annotation, biological process: fatty acid biosynthetic process. Lineage: Eukaryota; Viridiplantae; Streptophyta; Magnoliopsida; Poales; Poaceae. Gene Ontology annotation, molecular function: acyl carrier activity; acyl binding; phosphopantetheine binding. The record is from RefSeq and is a predicted model, not a curated record.
GCGUACGGCCUAAAGGGCCUAAACCCACCUCUCCUCUCCCCCACCUCUUCUAGCCGCAGCAGCAACCAUCUCCUCCUCUCGCCGCCGCCGCACCGCGCAGCGCCUCCGAUUCCCUCCCCGAGGUUUAAGUGCCCGCUCAUCUUCCCCGAAUGGCGGCCGCGGCGGCUAGGAGCCUGCUUCUGAGGCACCUCCGCUUGGCGGCUGCACCAGCAGCGGCGUCCGUCAGGCCGGCGGCGGCGCUGCAGGGGGCCCUGUGGGGGCGGCGAUGGAUGUCGUCGGAGGAGGCCAAGGGGUCGUUCCUGGACAAGAGCGAGGUCACCGACCGCGUCAUCAAGGUCGUCAAGAACUUCCAGAAGAUCGACGACCCCUCCAAGGUGACGCCAGAUGCCCAUUUCAAGAAUGAUCUCGGUCUAGACAGUUUGGAUGCAGUGGAGGUUGUCAUGGCCUUCGAAGAGGAAUUUGGUUUUGAGAUACCUGACAAUGAAGCUGACAAGAUUGACUCCAUCAAAGUUGCAGUUGACUUCAUUGCCUCACACCCUCAAGCAAAAUGAGCGAAUGAUUUGCGUUGUAUACCUGUUUAGUUUUACUGUCAAGAUGAUGAACAUUUCCUCUGCAUGAUAUCCACUCAUGUGAUUUCUUCAUUGUACUGAUGCUACUGGCCAUUUUGGAAUGUUCUCUCCGACCUGUGGAUUGUCUAGACCAAAUAAUUUGUUUGAUUGUGAGAAGAAACUCGUUUUCUUUAUGGGGUUUCCACAAGUUAUCAAAGAUCUACUUUCGUGCUCA